This is a messenger RNA of Corticium candelabrum, 4502 nucleotides long. RefSeq lists its product as uncharacterized. The record is from RefSeq and is a predicted model, not a curated record. NCBI's taxonomy places the organism in Eukaryota, Metazoa, Porifera, Homoscleromorpha, Homosclerophorida, Plakinidae. Gene Ontology annotation, molecular function: protein binding. The transcript is spliced from 36 exons. Bases 57 to 4283 code for a protein of 1408 amino acids.
GUGUUUUGUUGUCGCUCCGGUUGCUAUGAAAAGCUGAUUACCUUUGGCUCCACUCAAUGGAUGAACUUUGGAGUCGAAAUGACUCCAGCGGGAUUAAUGAAUCUAUAGAAGCGAUGAAGUUGAAGGAGGGCUCCCGACGGGGUGUACCCCGACCGCUUGCUUCAGGCCGCUCUUUCACGUCUUCGGCACUUUCUCAGAAGCCUGAACUUGAUUUGGAGCUUUGUCACGGUGUUGUUGCCGGUGCUAGAAUGAUCAGCGAUCAGGUUUUGCGUCGUGUCUUGUUGUUACGGGAACGAAAUAGUUUGCUGGCUUUGGACACACGAGGAGUGCAGAUGUGGGACGCCAGACGCAUGCCUAGUCGACAAGCAGAGUUGGAAGUCAAUGACAUGAUUUAUGCACACAAGACUAAUCGAUUUGUGGCGUAUGAGAGGAAUAAAAUCAAGCUUUUGAACGACAGCUUUGAAGUGAUACAUGAGUCCGCUUCAUCAUUUAACAUUUUAUGUGGCGUAUACAAUAGUCUAACCAAUGAAAUCAUCACAUGUGGAAUGGGCAACAUCACGAUGUGGAUGUUUCGUCGUGGAGCUAAAGUAUUAGUCUCUAGGCAGGAAAUUAAGGAUGGUCUAAGUUCUACAGAUGAGUUGUCGGCUAUUCACUUGGAGAAGGUGGCGAGCAGGACACAAAGAGGAUUUACGUCAUGUAGAAGUAAUGUUUUGAUCUACAAUUUGCAUGAUGGGCAACAUCUUAAAACGCUGAAGAACCUACAUCAAAGACCGAUCACAUGUCUGCUGUAUUACCCUCAAUUUGGUUAUCUUGUCACAGCAGCGAAAGAUGGUUCAGUAAAGAUUUGGGACAAUCAGUACCAGCUUCUUCACGUGCUUGUCAGUCAUAAACAAUCAAUAACUUGCAUGGCAAUGCAUCCGUAUGACCUACUGCUACUAACUGGAUCGGCUGAUACAACUAUUCGACUAUGGAAUAUAGAGACCGGAACUGAAACGGGAAAGCUUGAGACAAAUCACCCCGUUGAAGGUCUCAUCACAUUUCCACAGUACAACCAGUUCUACUCGUUCUCAACCAUGUGCAUUAACACAUGGACGAUCAACCAUCUUCAUGACUUUCUCAUACGACUCGGGAGUCCGGUGAUGAAGCUGAAGAAUACUUCUCAUCCGAGGGUUCCUCUCCGUCUAAUUGCGUCGUGUGCAAACUCGACUGUUCAUGUUCUUUCUCCCGUCUCUGGUGUUGUCAUCAGUUCAGCACUUCUAUCAGUGGGCGAAAUGAUAGAAGAUGUCGCAUAUGCAUCGGAACAAGAGGAACUUUAUGUACUCUUAAAGUCAGGCAGCAUUGCUACUUUCAACACUAAUUAUCAUCCAGCCAAACAAAUGAAGAGUAUUGAAAUUAGCAAAGGUAAAUGUUCAUGUCUUACCAUUUACGAAUACACUUUGGAUGAGGAGAUGCUGCAGGAGUUGAUUGAGUGCGACAAAUGGUUCGGAGUCGCUAUGAGUGUGAUCGGAAAGGACAUACACGCACGCCAAGACAGAACGCUGCUACUUGCUGGAUUAACAAACGGGCAGAUUAUAGUAAUAAACAGGAAGACAAGAGCAAUAAACUUCACAACACGGGCUCAUGAAGGCACAGUUACAGCUAUAGUUGGAAACCCCAGGAGAGAUCUCAUUGUUUCAUCAGGGACUGAUGACGUUUUAAGAGUUUGGAAGUUGUCGCCGUUUGUGCAGGAUGUGAUCUCUCCUCUUCUCUCGUUUUACUGUGCUUAUCCUACGACUCAUGUGUCGUUGGUUGCCGACAAGUUUCUGUCUGUGUUUCAAAAUGUUUCGACUGUGACGUAUACUGUAGCUGCAUUUAGUGUUUCAGCUAAAAGACGUUGUUGGCAUGACACUGACAUGGAUCACGACGAUGCUAUUGUCGAUCUCGCUUGCUGUCCAAAGCUUUGCUUGUUUGCUACGUGUAGUGUUGAUGGCACGAUUAGAGUCUGGAGUGAUGAAGGAAAACUUUUAAGAGUUGUUUACCUCAAUGCAACACCUGAAGGUAUUUCAUUUAGCAGCAUUCAAGGUGAUCUGACUGUUGCCAUAGCAGGUCAACUGCACACCAUUAACUUCAUAAAAUUCUUACCUAAAACAUACUUGGAGCAAUUGGUGACGAUGCACUUACCAGCUGAGAAAGCUGAGUAUUCUCACCAGCCUGCAGCAGGAUCAUCUCUAAACAACGACCGACUGAUUCCAGGACGUACUACUCCAUUAAGUGCCAGAUUCACUCCAGCAAGUGAGGUACCCUCACUAUUAGAGAGCGAAGAGUACAAACAGGAGCAACGAAUGAAAGAAGAAACGAUAGCCCAGCUGGCAGCCCGUAAUGUUGAAAUCAACCAAAUUCGUGAUGGAGUGUAUGGAUACGAAAAGAAGAAAUUUAAGUCACGUGAUAUGUGGAGGGAAGUGUGGGAGAGGUAUUGGACGAAAGUCGGGCCUCGCAGGACAUCAAUUCAGGUGUCAGUUGAAGACGACUUCAAUCCUGACACGUAUGGGAGAGAAGCAUUACAGAGCAAACUUGAGGAUCCCUACCAACGUUCUGAGUCACCCAGCAAAUUCUUCCCACCUGUGAGUCCGUAUUACCCACCAUAUCCUAUUGCACCAGAUGGCCACCUUCCCAACUCGGUUUUACUGCGAGAGUUUCUCAAAGGUCUCUCACUCACAGAUGUUCGAGAGAGAUGGAAACCCAAGAUGCUGUCGACGGAUCAACUUGCAGAACUGAUGGCCAAGAAACAACAAGACCAAACAGAUGAGGAAUUUGUAGAUGAAGGUUACACAGCCGAGUGGGAUUCAGACGAAAAACAGGGCGAUGAGACAGAUUUUAUGGCUAAACUCAAAGCUGCAAUGGCUGAGCGUGAGAAAGAAGAGUCAAGCCCAGAAACAACGCCAGAACCAGAGCCAGUGCCAAAGUGGCGACCUAAGAAGCUGAUGCCUUUAUCAAAGGUAGUGAAGUUUAUGGCACCAAAAUCAAAGACACCACCACCUCCAUUACCGUCACCACCACCAGCACAACACAAAGAAUCGAGUCCUCCUCCACCACCUGAGCAUUCUCGCAGUCACACUCCUCUUCCACCAACUCCACUUCCCGAGUUUAUUGCUCAGUUCAUGUCCGAGUCUUGGUUCACUCACUUCUUUCCAGAUGCAUCUUCUACGAAUUUCCCAAAGCCUUGGACUGUCAAUCACUUUGUUGACAUGGUCAUAUCAUGCAUGCGAAGAGCCUCAUUGCCUGAGAUGAAAACGUCGAUUUGCAAAGCCAUCGACACUCUACGCGAACAACACGGAGUGACACGAAAGGCGGCAAUAAUUCGAGAACUCUUUGACGAGUUGAAUUGUUCUAGCCCUCCGAAUGCAUAUCUUGAUCACGAGAAAGAGUUUAUUUUGGAAGUACUCCACAUGCUCUUUACAUUAGAAGCAUUCACUCCCCAAUUUGUCAUAGAACUUAUGGUCCAAUACUUGGAUGGAGAUGACGAGAUGAGGCAAGUUGUUGCCGCGUAUUUUCUGUCGUUGGGACUGAACGAUUCGAAUAUGUAUUUCAUUCCGAAGGAGCUGGACUCCUUUGAGAUAUGGGGUCUGGAGGAAGAGAAUCGCAAAGGUCAGCUAAUACAAAUGUCUGCCGACUGGUUGGAACAUUGGACGUCUCAGUAUCAACAGCACAGUCAAGAUGGUGUUAAAGGUGGUGCAGGAACGAAGUCUCAGCUAAGUAGCCACAGCAGGUCAUCAAGGGGUGCAGGGAAACAGAACAAGCAACGUCAGCAUGGACGACAUACAGCUACACUCAAUGAUGACGAUUCGCCAAAACCGAUUGACGUCAUAAACUACUUUGUUGUGAUUGCUCAUGCUAAAGAGAUGGAACGCCUCAAACUUCUCGCAACUCGUCCUCCUACUGUACAGUCUACUACCGUGGAACCAAAGAAAGACACCAUAUUGACGCUACCUCAGAUACACAAAACGAGUUUAGCACGGCUUGGAGAAACACACUGCUCCAAGUGUCACCCGGAGAGAGAAACGUCGUUAGCUAUAACUCAUCUUCCUCUAAUCGAGUUGAAGACGAAUUAUCAUUCUCUACUUAAUGGUUUUUCUCGAUGUUUGUCAUUGACACUGCGGCCAAACGUUGUCAUGCCAUUUAUUGAGGAAGAAGAAGUCACAAAGAAUCAAACAAGAACAGCUAGAUUUAAUGGUAGGCAAGUGUUAUCGUUAGCUUCCACAUCAAAGUAUUUCUUUCCAGAUCGAUCAUAUGUAUAUGAACAAUAGUAGGAAAUGUAUGCAAUGAUAAUAUGAUAAAUAUAGGAAAUUUAAUAAUUACUAAAGUACUGUAUAUUGAAUACAGAACACUCAGACGUGAAUGUACAGUAAUAAUUUAAUGGUUAUAGUUGAGUACAUGAUGUGUGUAUGUCUUUUAUCUAGUUGACAGUAAAUAGAAAAAAGCAGCAACUACUAACUCUACAAUUUGCUGAAAGAAAGUGUAAUUAA